Molecule: messenger RNA, 2041 nt
Organism: Mycena citricolor
Lineage: Eukaryota; Fungi; Basidiomycota; Agaricomycetes; Agaricales; Mycenaceae
Source: the annotation of a GenBank genome assembly
CAACUGCCCACCAUGUAACCCAAUCUGACACAAUCUCGCUGGAACUCUGGACCGCAUGUAUUAAUCGCUCCGGCUCACAUCGUGAACGCCGGUUGACGGGCUCGGAUGCCGGUAGUCAUAAGCACGAACAAAAUUCGUGGCAGUCCCCGCACUAGGGGCGCUGCGUUCUGACGUUCUGUUCUGUGCAGCAACGACGACGUCAAGAUCCACCACUGAUGCAUACCUUGCGUGUCUGCGUCUGGCUAUACUAUCUGACUCGUGUCGCCUGGUCAAAAGCCCCGACACCUCUGAUUCACCGGUGAAAGCAGGGGCUCGAGAGUCCGCACAACUCUCCGUCUGGGUCAAGUGUAAGAACAGGGCAAUGGCAGCAGACGGACGAAACAAGCCGCAAUCCUUGAAUCACUCUGGUAACCAGAAGCCUCGCCUGCCAUGAUACCGAGAACUCGACGACACGGGGAUUGUAUCAUAUCAAUCAAUGUUGUUCGCACACGAAGCAGCAGCUACUCUGUAGUUGAGCGCCGGUGAGACAACUCUUUGAGUCUAGCAGAGCAACCGACUGCGCGUGGCACUGGCUCCAUCGCUCGAUCUGACGGCCAGCGCGACGCAAUAGAUGAGGGGAUGACGCAUGUUGAUUGACCCGGUGGAUAUCUGGGGAAUAAGCGCAGCGCAGCGCUGAUCAUAAAAGACGGCCGAAAUUCUGGCCGUUUCGAGGGGCACGUCCGGUCGCUUGGUUCAUCAAGUAAAUUAACAGCUCUCGCCCGUCUUGCGAGGCACACGAGGGGGCUGUAGAUCACCGGGGAUAUCGACAAACUUUCGCCAUCUCGCUAGAUUCCGUUAUCAAGCAUCCGUUGUCUAGUCGCUCCCAUUCCGGCUGUUCUGGGUCUGACUGUGCAACGAACGGUGAUAGCAUCUGCGCCAGGACGCCCAGUCUGUUCCUCUGCUUGCUGAGAUCUUGACGGUCACCUAGCCCGGUCCUUGUUCCGGCAGAUCGUCUAACGACCAUCGGCGAAAUGAAAUGGGAUCUGCCGGGCCAAUGUCGAGAGAAGAUGGUGCUCGACUGGGUAUUUCCCCGGGGCGGGGCUCAGGGACGAGCUAUGUAUGGUCUGCACCCCCAUGGGCUGCUCGAUCCGGAUGGCAGGCGCUGGCAGAUACAUCGACGGUUCCUGAUUUAUAUAGGGCGUGGAGGGUCUGCUGCGCUCGAUGGCGUCGCAAUCGUACUACGUCGAGUAUCCAGCGUCCCCCGACCGCGAGUUCGCGUGCCACCUCUGCGCGCUGUCGUUCGACCGGAACCACGAUCUGAAGCGGCACAUCGAGACGCACAGCGGCGAGCGGCCGUUCGUGUGCGAGCGGGGCUGCGGCAAGUCGUUCACGCGCAAGGACGCGCUGAAACGUCACCAGACGACAUUCCCGUUCUGUCCACCGGACCCGAGUGCGAAACCGAAGCCGAAACCGAGGCCGGUCUCGUCAGCAGCGUCGUACCAGCACCAGCACCAGCACCAGCACCAGCACCAGCACCAGAGCUACUACGGCUCGGCAGGACCGAGCUCUCCCCAGGCGGCGGCGGUGGCGGGAUACCCGGCGAGCCCGACCUCGCCGGCGCCCUACGCAGCACCCUACGGGUACGGGCCUCCAGCGAGCUCGCACUGGCCCUCGUCAGACCCACAGCAGCAGCAGCAGUACGGCGGAAUGAGCUACCCGGGAUCGUACAUCGCACCACCACCACCGAUGCACGGCGGAGAGUAUCCGUCGUCGCCGACACGGGCGUUCCCGUGCGACGAGUGCGCGCUGUCGUUCGACCGCAACCACGAUCUGAAGCGACACAAGAUGACGCAUGCGGGCGAGCGCCCGUUCGAGUGCCACGGAUGCGGCAAGACGUUCUCGCGGAAGGACGCGCUGAAGCGACAUCAGACGACCAAGGAAUGCGGGAUGCAGUGAUUGAACGAACAGUUUCUUCCUCUUAGUGUCACAGUAAAUUUAAUACAUCCAUCACAUUCAUUUUGUAUUCAAAGGCAAUAUGGCGAGUCAACAUAGUCGUCAGUCG